Molecule: messenger RNA, 1710 nt
Organism: Trichoderma gamsii
Lineage: Eukaryota; Fungi; Ascomycota; Sordariomycetes; Hypocreales; Hypocreaceae
Exons: 5
Coding region: 1-1710 (569 amino acids)
Biological process (GO): transmembrane transport
Molecular function (GO): transmembrane transporter activity
Source: RefSeq, a predicted model, not a curated record
AUGGCGUUUGGCAUCCUCGAGCCAAGCUCGGGGGAAAAGGUUCCAGGCACGACGCAUUUCUACGAUGACCCUUCGCAGCCGCAGACGGCAACAGAGCAGGAUACCGUGAGGCUGAAAUGCGAUACCAGCGGAAAGAUCCCCAUCAUCCUCGUCCCUCAGCCUUCGGAUGACCCCAACGAUCCUCUCAACUGGCCCUUGUGGAAGCGCGACCUCGUUACCUUUACGCUCUGCUGGGCUGGAGUCCUGGCCACCUCACUUGGACCCAUCUUGGCCGCAAACACCGUCACCCUCUCUCGCAUAUUCUCCAAGACGUUUACCAGGGUCGCCCUCUUGACUGGCUAUUUCCUGCUUGGCGCCGGCGCCGCUGCCAUCUUCUUCGUCCCCUCUGGUCGAGUCUGGGGCAAGCGACAUCUUUUCCUGCUCGGCAUCCUGAUUAUCAUCGCAUCAAGCGCAUGGGCUGGUUCUGUAGGGAAGAACUAUGGCAGCUUGCUUGGUGCCCGAGUUCUCCAGGGCGUGGGCACUGCUCCGUAUGAAAGCCUGCUCAACGCAGCUGUAGGCGACUUGUACUUUGUUCAUCAGCGAGGAGUGCGCAUGGCAUUCACCAACCUGGCCAUCUUUGGUGGAGCUUUUUUCACUCCCAUUGUGGUCGGAAAGAUUACGGCGGCGAUGGGUUGGAAGUGGAGUUUCUACUUUGUGUCCAUCUUCAUGGCGGCGACGCUGCCUGCCGUGUUUCUCCUUUGCCCUGAGACGGCAUAUCGCAGAGACGUCAAGCUCAACACCGACACUAAUGCCGAAGGUGAAGAGGAGAUUAAGCUUCAGUCUCGAAUCGCGACUGUUAGUAACCCGCCGUCUGACGAGGAAGAAGUACCAAAGAGACGCACCGGCUUCGUCUUCUUUCCUACCUCAAGUGCACUUCAGCCAAUUGGAAACGCUAGGACCCCAAAGAAGUCCUUUGUCGAAUCUCUAUCCCUCUUCGACGGCGCUAAGACGGAUGAGCGCUAUUGGAAGCUGCUGCUUCGGCCAUUCCCACUCAUUUUCAACCCGGCCUUUGUCUGGGGCUGUUUGAUUCAAGGAACUAUGAUCGGGUGGACCAUCUUUAUCGGAGUUCUCGUCGCUGCCAUCUUCCUCGGGCCGCCAUACUUUUGGGGUGAAGUCAAGGCGGGUUACGCUUACACAGGUGCCUUUGUCGGCGCUCUCUGCGGCUUCGCCAUCUGCGGUCUCCUUGCCGAUUCCAGCGUCAAGUAUCUCACCCGAAAGAAUCGCGGCGUUUACGAGCCCGAGUUUCGAAUUCUGCUGGUCAUUCCCAUGCUAAUUAUCGGUGGCAUCGGCUUGUUUGGCUUUGCUCUGACUGCUGGUAACGUUAUUUCUGGCCAGUACAGCUACAUUAUACCUCUUGUAUUCUUUGGCUUCGAGGUUGCCGGCAUGGUUAUAGGUGCAGUUGCCAGCUCGUUAUACAUUGUGGAUGCUUACAGAGAUCUCACGAUUGAAGGCUUCACCUUGAUGAUUAUCUUCAAGAACAUCUUCAGUUUCAUCCUUACUUUCUAUGCCUACAAUUGGCUCAUCAAAGGCGGCAUCCAGCACACGAUGAUUGCCAUUUCCAUCGUUCAGGUCGUCGUAUGCGUGCUUAGUAUCCCUAUGUAUGUGUUUGGCAAACGCUGUCGAGCGUUUUACCACCGCCAUGAUUUACUGGCCCUUACCGGCUUGCAAUAA